AGGAGUCACGCAGAGACAGAAGUGAGAGCCUCAGAGGUGGAGACACAGUUUCAGUUUUCCGUUGGUCAGUCAGCAGCUCGUCACUCACACACACUCACACACACACAGUCUGAGCAGGUCGGCUCAGGUGUUGGAUGUUGUCUCUGCGACAUGGAGCUGCUGUCCUCCCUGCUGUCCUCGCUGAGGACCGUGGAUCCCGGGACUCUGGAUCAGGAGUACAACGUGGUGCGUUCACAGACCUCCAUGUUAAAGAGAGAACUGGGUUUGACCACUGAGGCCGGAGCCCUGAAGGAAAACAUCAAGAAGAACAGAUACAAAGACAUCCUGCCAUAUGACCAGACUCGGGUGGUUUUGUCUCUACUGACUGCAGACUGUGACUCUGAUUACAUCAACGCCAGCUUCAUCAAGGGGGCGUCAGCAGACAGAAGGUACAUCGCCUCCCAGGCUCCUCUGAGCUCCACUCUGACCGACUUCUGGAGGAUGAUCUGGCAGCAGGAUGUCAAGGUGAUAGUCAUGGCCUGCAGAGAGAUAGAGAUGGGAAAGAAAAAGUGUGAGUGUUACUGGACCCCAGUUCACCAGUCGGCUGCAUUUGGACCCUUUACUGUCCACAGCCAGGGGGAGACACGUCCUGAUGAGGACCUGGUGGUCAGGACUCUGACUGUCACAUACCAGCAGGGCAGCCGCUCACUGACUCAGUAUCAGUUCUUGUCCUGGCCCGAUCAUGACGUUCCCUCUGAGGCUGCAGGAGUCCUGGACCUGCUGGAGAGAGCCAGGAACAGCCAGGGAACACACACCUCGCCUCUGCUGAUACACUGCAGUGCCGGCUGUGGGAGGACAGGAGUCAUCUGUGCACUCGACUACAUCCACGACCUGCUGGUUACAGAGCAGAUCACAUCAGACUUCAGCAUCCUGAGGGUGGUCCUGGAGCUGAGGAGACAGAGACCGUCGGCCGUCCAGACUAAAGACCAGUAUGAGUUCAUCUUCACCGCGGUCGCCGUCAUGUUCGAGCGAGCCCUGCAGACCGCCAGUGGUCCGCUGUACUGCAACCUGUCACAGCUGAAGGCACCAGAGCAGAAAACCAAGAGAACACCUGCUUCCUCCAGCAAGAGACAGUCACAAAAGACUGACAUGAGUGACACAUAUGCUGUGGUCAACAAGCCCAAACAUCCCCACCCACCUUCAACUAGCUCCACCCACUCCGCUGUGGCCACGCCCAGAUACAGCAGUGAGAGCAGGACUCUUCCCCCGUCCCAUCACUAUGACAACGAUCCUGUGGGAGCUCCGGUCUACAGCACCGUCAGACACCGAGCUAAACCCUCUGCCACACCUGUCUAUGACACAGCAAUGCCAGCCAAUCACAGGCCGGGGGAGGGGCCAUCAUCACCCAACAAAAACGGGGAAUAUCAUUUGAUGCCAGCUGAACCUUUUUCACCAGCAGACGAUGACUAUGAGGAUCUCUCCUCCUCCUCGCUGUCAGAAAUGACCAACCUCUGUUCACCUGGUGGUAUCGGCUUUAAUUGUCGUAUUCAGAAGCCCAGAGGACCCAGAGAUCCUCCUGCCGAGUGGAGCCGCCUGGAGAGAUGAAACACCCGAACCGGGUCAGCUGGACUGGAUGAAUGGGACUGGAGUCGUGCAUUAAGCGUGCGGGUUGACGUGGUGCUUGUCGUUUUGUCCUCCUGCUGGUCACACCCAGCGUUUCUGUCAUGUUCGUGUUUCUGCACAGCAGGUGGUCACGUCUGUGUUUUACAGACUGUUUCUGAGGAGAACUUCACGUAGGAGCAGGAGGAGGAUUCGCCUGGACACGGUUUCAAACCCCACAGCUGUUUCUGAUUGGGUCUUUCAUAUGUAUUCUGACGGACUCCGAAGAGUUAAAGGGAAAUUUCUGUAUUUUUAAAUUUGGGUGAAUCUCACCGUGUUCUGACUAAUUGGUUAUUAUUAUUCUGCACGCCCAGACUCAGCUAUACAUCUCCACAAAAUUGUGACUGGCUAAUCAAUUCAAUAAUAAUAUUAAUGGUUUAGUUUGUGAUUGUUGCUGUUGCUGUUCUUUACUUGACUGAUGAUUACAAUAUGUUAGCACAUCUUUCUGUAAAAGUUUUAAAUCAGGUAUUCCCACUGCCUGGAUUAGCUUCCUGAGCACCUCAGUGAGAAACGUUACUAACCUAUCACUGAUAAGGACGCGUGUGUGUGUGUGUGUGUGAUUACACAACGUCACACGUUUACCUGCAGGUAAAACACAAGUACAGCCAAGUGUACUUCAGGUAUCAAAAGUAAAGGUACUCAUUAUGCAGCGUGAGCCUUUUCACUCUGAUGAGUUCAUGUGUGAGCGGCUUUUUAUUGGUGAAGGUGAUUUUAAAUAUUUUGUAUGGAGGACAACAAAUGUCACACAACUAUAGAACAUUUCAUUCAUUUAUAAUUAAUUUUACAUUCAAAAUAUGCAUUAAUAAAUGUAUAAAUUAAUAAAUUUAGCAAUGCUAACAAUACCCGUAUAUCUUACAUACGAUUGUCAGAAGUCGAAACAAAGCGCUCUGGGAUGAACAUUUUUUUGUUUCUUUUGUAAAAUUGAACUAUUUAUUGGUGGAUUAAUUUUUUCACUUUUCUCUUUUUUUGUCAUCCAUUAAAAUAUCAAAUAACCAA
This is a messenger RNA of Scatophagus argus, 2634 nucleotides long. It is a transcript of the gene ptpn18, whose product is annotated as protein tyrosine phosphatase non-receptor type 18. The transcript is spliced from 16 exons. The record is from RefSeq and is a predicted model, not a curated record. Gene Ontology annotation, molecular function: non-membrane spanning protein tyrosine phosphatase activity. The coding region runs from base 151 to 1584 and encodes 477 amino acids. Gene Ontology annotation, biological process: peptidyl-tyrosine dephosphorylation. Lineage: Eukaryota; Metazoa; Chordata; Actinopteri; Scatophagidae. Gene Ontology annotation, cellular component: cytoplasm; nucleus.